Molecule: messenger RNA, 534 nt
Organism: Hyphopichia burtonii NRRL Y-1933
Lineage: Eukaryota; Fungi; Ascomycota; Pichiomycetes; Serinales; Debaryomycetaceae
Product: EF-hand
Molecular function (GO): calcium ion binding
Source: RefSeq, a predicted model, not a curated record
GAAUUGAGAUCGGUUUUUGAAAAAGUCGAUAGUAAUAGAUCAGGAAGAAUUUCCGCCCGUGAACUAUCAAUGGCCUUAUUGAACUUUGAUCACACAAGAUUUCAAGAUUCUACCAUUCUAUUAAUGGUUAAACUAUUCAGUACUAGUGGCUCUCCAAGUACAAGUCUGAAGUCUCUAAACUUUGAUCAAUUUGUUUCGCUUUGGAAAUAUCUUUCUGCUUACAAAAAAUUAUUCAUUGCUGCUGAUACUAACAGAUCCGGUGAUAUUUCUUUUGGUGAAUUCCAAAAAAUUAUUGAACAAAUCGGUUAUAAAUUAAAUAUCGAUUUGGUUUUACAUCUAUUCCAAAAAUUUUCAAAUAAAGAUCUUGAUAAUUAUGAUAGUGGUGUUGUUGGUAAAUUGAAAUUUGACGCUUUUAUUGAAUUAUUGGUUUAUUUAAGAAAAUUAACUGAUAUCUUUAAAAAAUAUGAUAAAGAUCUUUCCGGUGUUGCUACUAUAAAUUUUUCUGAUUUCUUAUUCGAAGUUAGCAACUUAUCU